GGAUAGAGAAAAGAACCGAGAUCCGAAUGCAGGAGGUGUGGACGGAGGACUUGACUUUCUUGACCCUCGCUUUCCCAAAGUUUUAAUCCUACUUUAAGCUUCCUAUCCUUUUUCUUGCCUCUGCCAUGCUCUUACGUUUCCACCUCACUCUCCCUCUCCCUCUCUCUAUCUGGCUUCAGUGCUUCUUCCUAGGGUUUUUCCCACUCUUUGAUUGCUCUGCGGAUCUCAUCAAUCGCACCUCGACGCCCGUUACUCGUCUCUCGCACCAUUUCCGGUGGCCGUGCUUCUCGGUUGCUGUGGAAUCCGAAAUCAGGAGCUUCGCUGAUGAAAAUUAGGGUUCCGGCUGGAGUGUUUGCUUGCUGUUGCUGAUUGAUGGCCGAGACCAGGCGUUAUCUCCCCAUUCAACCAUUGAGCCUUCAGCAGAUAUUGAAAGAAGCGCAACACCGCUGGCUCCGUCCCGCCGAAAUUUGUGAAAUUCUUCGCAACCACCAAAAGUUUAAGUUAACUGCAGAACCACCUGUCAAACCACCAGCUGGUUCUUUGUUUCUGUUUGAUCGAAAAGUACUUCGAUAUUUUCGUAGAGAUGGUCAUCGCUGGAGGAAAAAGAAAGAUGGGAAAACAGUGAAAGAGGCUCAUGAAAAGUUGAAGGCUGGCAGUGUUGAUGUUCUCCACUGCUAUUAUGCUCAUGGAGAGGAUAAUGAGAAUUUUCAACGUAGAAGUUAUUGGAUGCUUGAUGAGGAUUUGGAGAACAUUGUUCUUGUGCACUACAGAGAAGUGAAAGAGGGUGGAAAAUUAGGUAGCUCACGCUUUCUAACUACAGAUCCGGGGUCAUUGCUUGGUAGUCCUCAGAUUAGCUCAUCAUCUUGCUUAGAACAGGCAAACUCCCCUGUUCCAUCAGUUCAUGCAUCAACUCCAAAUGCCAUUGAUUGGAAUGGGCAAGUGGUCUCUUCUGAAUUUGAGGAAGGGGAUUCUGGAGAAGAUCCAGGGACAUCACCUGUUGCUCAACCAGUUUAUCCUGUAUCUGAUAAUACUUCUAUACUUGCCAAUGAAGCUGCAGGAUUUUUGGGGUUAUCAAGGGGUUAUCUUGAUUCAGGGCUCCUUGGAGCUGGUUUUAGUCAUAGCACCAGCUCAUCUACUUGGGCUGAUAAAUGUGGCCCUAGUGGGAACUUAAGUAUUGGCAAAGAGAAAUUCUACUUUGAACAACCGAAUGCAGUUGAUUCCUUGGCUCAUAAGAUAACAGAUGCUGUAAGCUGUGGGGAUAGGUUGAUUCCUGAUGAUCAGAGAACAGCCCAGGAGGAAGACUUCCAUCUAGUUCAGCUAGAGUCUGUAAACAACUCUGGUUCUCAAUCUAUAGACACAUCUCCUGCAAAAAUAGACAGUCAUAUUGGUGGAGCAAAUAAUGAGGGAGCUGGGGAGCUGAAAAAACUUGACAGCUUUGGUAGAUGGAUGGAUAAAGAAAUAGGUGGAGAUUGUGACGAUUCUUUGAUGGCUUCUGACUCGGGUAAUUAUUGGAAUACACUUGACACAGAAAAUGAAGACAAGGAAGUAUCUAGUCUGUCACAUCAUAUGCAGUUGGAUGUUGAUUCGCUGGGCCCUUCUCUUUCUCAAGAGCAGCUAUUCAGCAUUUUUGAUUUUGCACCAGAUUGGGCCUAUUCAGGAAUUGAAACAAAGGUUUUAAUCACUGGUUCAUUUCUGGGAGACAAGAAACAUGCUGCUAAUUCUAAGUGGUGUUGUAUGUUUGGUGAAAUUGAGGUUUCUGCUGAAGUUCUCACUGAUAAUGUCAUCCGAUGUCAAGUUCCUUUUCAUGCGCCUGGUCGUGUUCCUUUCUAUAUAACAUGCAGUAAUAGGUUGGCAAGCAGUGAGGUGCGGGAGUUUGAGUAUCGCGAAAAACCACCAGAAGCUUCAUCUUCUAUAAAUGUUAACUGUGCACCAGAAGAUGAGGUGCGUUUACAAAUACGACUUGCAAAAAUGCUUCUUGGUUCGGAUAGGAAGUGGUUGGAUGGGUCCUUGAGCGAAUGUGAUAAAUGUAAUCUGAACAAGGAUAUGAUUUCAUUGAUGGUAGAAGGUAGAAAGGCUUGGGACGAGAUUAAACAUGCCAUUAUGAUCACAAAAGGAUAUAACCCAAGCCUUAAGGAGGCACUGAUUCAGAAUUUGUUGAGGGACAAACUCUAUGAAUGGCUAGUCUGUAAAUUACAUGGGGAUAAUGGACUUCAUACUUUGGACAAUGAAGGCCAAGGGGUUAUUCACUUGGCGGCUGCUCUUGGUUAUGAGUGGGCCAUGGGGCCCAUAGUAGCCGCUGGUGUCAGUCCAAAUUUUAGAGAUGCACGAGGAAGGACUGCACUUCACUGGGCAUCAUACUAUGGGAGAGAGGGAACAAUUGUUGCCCUCAUAAGAUUGCGUGUAGCAGCCGGUGCUGUAGAUGACCCAACACCAGCAUUUCCUGGAGGACAAACUGCUGCCGAUUUGGCUUCAAGUAGAGGUCACAAAGGGAUUGCUGGAUAUUUGGCAGAAGCAGAUUUGACUAGUUGUCUCAUUUCACUAUCUCUUGAAGAAGAUCCUAUCAACAAUGCUGUUGCUGGUAUUGCAGCUGAGAAGGCAAUGGAGACUGCAGCCCAAAAUGUUUCUUCACCAGCUGGAGCAAUUGACAAUGAACAUUCUUUGAGAGGUUCUCUUGCUGCUGUUCGAAAAUCUGCUCAUGCAGCUGCUCUAAUUCAAGCAACUUUUAGAGUUCAUUCAUUCCGUCAAAGGCAAUUAACCAUGAACAGUGGCGAUAUAUCUGAAACUUCAUUUGACCUUGUUGCACUCGGUUCCUUGAACAAGGUCCAGAAGGUGAGUCAUUUUGAGGAUUAUUUGCACGUUGCAGCUAUAAAAAUUCAGCAGAAGUACCGAGGCUGGAAGGGGAGGAGAGAAUUCUUGAAGAUUCGCAACCGUAUUGUGAGAAUACAGGCUCACGUAAGAGGGCAUCAAGUUCGCAAGCAAUAUAAAAAGGUUGUUUGGUCUGUUGGCAUAGUUGAAAAGGCAAUACUGAGGUGGAGGCGCAAAGGACAGGGCUUGCGUGGAUUUCGGAGGGGAAAAACUACUGAAAAUCUACCAUCUGAAACUGAGACGAAUGAUGAAUAUGAAUUUUUACGAAUUGGUCGAAAACAAAAAGUCCAGGGAGUUGAGAAAGCCCUAGGAAGGGUCCAAUCCAUGGUUCGCCACCCAGAGGCACGUGAUCAGUAUAUGAGGCUGGUUAGAGAAUUUGAGAAUUCUAAGCUGAGCAAUGAAGCAGCCGAUGCAGCAUACCAAGUUGGAGAUACAGACAAGAAAUGAGAGCAAUGACCUGUCUACUAAAUUAAGGUUGUGGUAGAGAAUGACAAAGUUAAUGUGUUAGUCGUCUUGAUUUGAAUUGACUUUGUAAGUAUUGUCUGGCUAACAUGUCUGGCUUCCAAGGUUUUGUCAUCUGUAAAGGAGGAGGUGGGGGGAUGUACAUGGAAGCUUUGGGAAAUUGGGAGCUUUUAAUUAAUUUUAUAUUCUUAGGAUGUUAAAUAUAAUUUUGGUGGCAACAAAUUCUUAUAUUUUAUGGCAAUUUGAUAAGUUUCAAAUA
Messenger RNA from Diospyros lotus (date-plum), 3586 nucleotides. RefSeq names its product calmodulin-binding transcription activator 2-like. Gene Ontology annotation, biological process: regulation of transcription by RNA polymerase II. NCBI's taxonomy places the organism in Eukaryota, Viridiplantae, Streptophyta, Magnoliopsida, Ericales, Ebenaceae. The record is from RefSeq and is a predicted model, not a curated record. Gene Ontology annotation, molecular function: protein binding; double-stranded DNA binding; transcription coregulator activity. Bases 373 to 3312 code for a protein of 979 amino acids. The transcript is spliced from 12 exons. Gene Ontology annotation, cellular component: nucleus.